AUGCCGCCAACCAAAGAAAGUGUGGAUGGCAAACUGCCGCAGACAUUCACUGGAUUCUCGAAGCUGCCUUUCGAGAUACGAGUGAUGAUAUGGUCUCUCGCUAUACCCCAUGUCCCCGAGGGCCGCACGAUAGAGGUGGCUGUUUACUACGAUCACCAAUCAACCAAACACUCAUGUCACAUGAAGACUGGAAAGUUAUGCGAUAACCACAGCUCAUGUCCUGAAUACAUCGACGGCCAAUCGUUUCAUGAGGUUGACACCGUCGCGGAUGGCUAUUUCGCCCUCGACCCUGAUUUCCCGCUCCUCGUCCUGGGCGGCCGGGCUGUCGAGGAUCAACUACAGACCCUGAGUCUUGUUUGUCGCGAGUCUUGUGAUACCGUAUACAAACGAUACCCGCAAAAGAUGCGCGUCCAUCGCGAGAAGUGGUACGCGGGCGUCGACACACGCACCGUGCGCUAUGAUCCAGACUCAGAUGUCCUCAUCAUUCAGAACAUCAACUACGCAAGAUCUUACUGUGUCGAUCAAAGAAUAUCAGGAAUGCCCGUCGAUGAAGUGGCAAGCCCUGAACCGGGGACAGCGUUUCCUCAGCAUGCUGCACCACUUGCAACUUUUCGACAGACCCUCUCAACCUUUCAGAAUGUUGCCUUCCGAUAUGCCAAUCUAGAUGCGUUGUCGGAUAGACCUGAUGGAGAACUUGACCAGGAAGACCCUGAAGUGAAACCAAUUCCAAACAUUGACAUCAUACGCCUCAUGACAUUCAUGGCGUCAAUGAAGACUUGCUAUCUAUGGCUAGACUCUAUGUGUUGGCCCGAAGUGCAGAUGACUGGCCUUUCUAGAGUUGAAGACUUGGCCAUUUUUGGUCAAAUGCUCUUCUAUGAGCAGCUCAUAAUUUCUGAAGCAGCCGACGAAAUAUUGGAGCAGUAUAAACACCGCGUUGAAGUCGCAAGAGAUCACAGGGGCCGAAGUGCCGAGCUCUGGUAUCCGGACCCCCAAGACCUGGAUCAUAUGGGAUGCUACCUGCCUAAUUCCUGGCUAGAAUUUACAGAUUGA
Messenger RNA from Clonostachys rhizophaga, 1050 nucleotides. The record is from the annotation of a GenBank genome assembly. Lineage: Eukaryota; Fungi; Ascomycota; Sordariomycetes; Hypocreales; Bionectriaceae.